GGGCGAGCAGCGACUGCGCCUUCUUGCCGCGGCACGGCGAGCGCCGCCAGCCUCGGAGUUUUCCUGGAGCAGCUUUCGCACCGGGAACACUUUUGGUAGAAAGGGAGCAGGACAAGACCCCGAAAUGACUUACCUCCCGAGGCACGGCUGAAGGGGACUUACUGGAGUGGAGUCGUAGUGGAAUUUGGGUUUGGAGAGGAGUUGCGAACGCUUUUUUUCUUUUUCUUUUUCUUUUUUUUCUUUUUUUUUUUUUUUUCCACUCCUGUUCCCUCUUUUCACCCGUCAUUGGAAAUGAACAAAUUGCACUUGCAAUUCAGAAAGUAGAAAUAUUAAAUAUUCCAUCCCCUGGGAAGCACAUAUGUAGUAAUGACAAAGGAUUGCAAAGGAGAGAGUGGCUCCAGUUUCCCAGAGAGAUCCCCUUAAAUGGAUUACUAAAUGGGACACACCAUCAGCUAGUUCUGUCCUCUAGCUGCCCAGAUAGAUGCACCGAAAAGUGUGAAGUGAAGAAGUCUCCCAGCUGAACUACUAUGAGGUCAGAAGCCUUGCUGCUAUAUUUCACACUGCUACACUUUGCUGGGGCUGGUUUCCCAGAAGAUUCUGAGCCAAUCAGUAUUUCGCAUGGCAACUAUACAAGACAGUAUCCGGUGUUUGUGGGUCACAAGCCGGGACGGAACACCACGCAGAGGCACCGGCUGGACAUCCAGCUGGUCACGGUCAUGAACAGAACCCUCUACAUUGCUGCUAGGGACCAUAUUUAUACAGUUGAUAUGGACACAUCACAUACAGAAGAAAUUUAUUUUAGCAAAAAACUGACGUGGAAAUCUAGACAAGCUGAUGUAGACACAUGCAGAAUGAAGGGAAAACAUAAGGAUGAAUGUCAUAAUUUCAUUAAGGUUCUCCUAAAAAGAAACGAAGAUACUCUUUUUAUCUGUGGAACAAAUGCAUUCAACCCUUCUUGCAGGAACUACAAGGUGGAUACACUGGAGUUCCUGGGUGAUGAGUUCAGUGGAAUGGCCAGGUGCCCCUACGAUGCAAAGCAUGCCAACGUUGCAUUGUUCGCGGAGGGAAAGCUGUAUUCUGCCACAGUGACUGACUUCCUAGCAAUAGAUGCAGUCAUAUACCGGAGCCUUGGAGAAAGCCCAACUCUGCGGACAGUGAAACAUGACUCAAAGUGGUUGAAAGAACCAUACUUUGUCCAGGCAGUGGACUACGGCAAUUAUAUUUACUUCUUCUUCCGGGAAAUAGCAGUGGAGUACAACAGCAUGGGAAAGGUAGUUUUCCCGAGGGUGGCUCAGGUUUGCAAAAAUGAUAUGGGAGGAUCUCAGAGAGUGCUGGAAAAACAGUGGACUUCCUUCCUCAAGGCUCGUUUGAACUGCUCAGUUCCGGGUGAUUCACACUUCUACUUCAACAUACUGCAGGCAGUUACAGAUGUUAUCCAUUUCAAUGGCCGGGAUGUUGUUUUAGCAACCUUCUCCACUCCAUAUAACAGCAUCCCUGGCUCUGCAGUCUGUGCCUAUGACAUGCUUGACAUUGCCAGUGUAUUCACUGGGAGAUUCAAGGAACAAAAGUCUCCAGACUCCACAUGGACACCGGUUCCUGAUGAAAGAGUGCCCAAACCCAGACCAGGUUGCUGUGCUGGUUCUACAUCAUUAGAAAAAUACUCAUCCUCUAGUGAGUUCCCAGAUGAUACUCUGAACUUCAUCAAAACACACCCACUGAUGGAUGAGGCUGUACCUUCCAUUGUCAAUCGACCCUGGUUCCUGAGAACGAUGGUCAGAUACCGCCUGACCAAAAUUGCUGUCGACUCUGCUGCUGGGCCAUAUAAGAACUACACUGUGGUUUUCUUGGGAUCAGAGAAGGGAAUCAUCCUGAAGUUCUUGGCACGGACAGGAAACAGCGGUUUCCUAAAUGACAGCCUUUUCCUGGAGGAGAUGAACAUCUACAAUCCUGAAAAGUGCAGUUACGAUGGCAUGGAAGACAAGCGUAUUGUGGCCAUGCAGCUUGACAAACCCAGCAGCUCCCUUUACGUUGCCUUCUCCACCUGUGUCAUCAAGGUUCCCCUGGGGCGGUGUGAGCGUCAUGGCAAAUGCAAAAAGGCCUGCAUAGCAUCCAGAGACCCCUACUGCGGCUGGGUGAAGGAGAGUGGGGCGUGCACACGGCUGGUCCUUGGUGCUAAGCUGGUGUUUGAGCAGGACAUAGAACAUGGCAAUACAGAUGGCCUGGGGGACUGCCAAAAUUCCUUCGUAGCCCUGAAUGGACAUUCCAGUUCACUAGUUCCAAGCACCACCUCUUCCGACUCUUGGGCUCGACAGGGUUAUGAUGCUAGGGGACGCAUGCUGGAUUGGAAGGAUCCGCUUGGUUCAUCCGAAAAUACAGAUCCAUAUGUGGCAGUUUCAUCCCAUAAUCAUCAAGACAAGAAGGGAGUGAUUCGUGAGAGUUACCUGAAGGGUCAUGAUCAGCUGGUGCCGGUCACCCUGUUGGCCAUUGCAGUAAUUCUAGCUUUUGUAAUGGGGGCCGUCUUUUCGGGCAUCGUAGUGUACUGUAUCUGUGACCAUCGCCGCAGAGAUGUGGCUGUUGUGCAGAGAAAGGAGAAGGAACUGACCCACUCCCGCCGCGGCUCCAUGAGCAGUGUUACCAAGCUCAGUGGCCUCUUUGGAGAUGCUCAGUCCAAAGAACCAAAGCCUGAAGCUAUCCUCACACCUCUGAUGCACAAUGGCAAGCUGGCCACACCAGGCAGCACUACCAAAAUGCUAAUCAAGGCUGACCAGCACCAUCUGGACCUGGCUGCCCUGCCAACCCCGGAGUCCACCCCAACCCUGCAGCAGAAAAGGAAGCCCAACCGUGGCAGUAGAGAGUGGGAAAGAAACCAGAACCUCAUCAAUGCCUGCACAAAAGAUAUUCCCCCAAUGGCCUCACCCGUGAUCCCAACUGACCUGCCACUCAGGGCAUCUCCUAGCCACAUUCCCAGUGUUAUGGUUCUGCCCAUUGCCCAGCAAGGCUACCAACACGAGUAUGUUGACCAGCCAAAAAUAAGUGAUGGGGCUCAGAUGUCUGUGGAGGACCAGAAUGCCACCCUUGAGUACAAAACCAUCAAGGACCAUCUCAGUAGCAAAAGCCCCAGCCAUGGGGUUAACCUGGUGGAAAAUCUUGACAGCAUGCCACCAAAGGUACCUCAGCGGGAAGCCUCACUCGGGCCGCCGAGCACCUCCCUGUCUCAGAGUGGCCUGAGCAAGCGGCUAGAUGUGCAUUCUUCUGCUUACAACGUGGACUACAAGAGAAACUACCCUACAAACUCGCUCACAAGAAGUCACCAGGCAUCGACCCUCAAAAGAAACAACACCAACUCCUCUAACUCAUCACACCUCUCUCGAAAUCAGAGCUUCGGCAGGGGUGACAACCCACCGCCAGCUCCGCAGCGGGUGGACUCCAUACAAGUCCACGCUGCACAGGCACAGGCCAUGACUGUAUCACGACAGCCGAGUCUCACCACGUACAACUCUCUGACCAGGUCAGGGUUGAAACGCACGCCCUCGCUAAAGCCAGACGUACCUCCCAAACCUUCCUUUGCUCCGCUCUCCACGUCCAUGAAGCCCAAUGACGCGUGUACAUAAUCACAGUGGGGUGGGUGGGGGGAGAACGGCAGUUAAGCAGAAGUUGCCCUUGAAAGAGAGUGUUCUGCAACUGCUCCUCUGAGAAGAUGGUUGUUGCAAGCUAAGGACAUGUUUGUUUCUGCUCUCUGGGAAAAGUGGAAUAUUUUUUUAACCCGAGCCAUAUGACCUAUGGUUGAAGGUUUGCAAUCGCAGGACUCGCCCCCACAGCCCUUCAGUUCUUUGCUCAAAGGACUAGCCCUCCAUCACAAACAUUGAGCCAAAAGCACACAGGUGAAAGAUGACUGUGACAUUUCACCCCUCCCCCUCCCCCUCAAACUGCACAGUGCAUUCCUGAACUGGGAAAGAGUGCUCUGGAAAGCAAAACCAGUAAUUAAAAACAAAAUAAAAAUAGGAAGAAAAAAAAAAAAAAAAAGAAAAAGAAAAAGGAAAAAGAAAAAAAAGAAAGAAAAAAGAAUCCAUUGAUAAAGCUAACUCUGACUUAACAAUGGCAGAAGUUUACUAAAUGCAGGUACUGUGAAAUGCCCAUCAGUGUUACAGCCAUUUGGUUACAGCAGUUAUAAUGCCGUGCUGGGCAAACUAUGUCAUAGAUUUCUGCUACCUUUCUCUUUUAAUGAGUAACGUGACUGUUAACGCAAGUAACUCCUCUUAUUUAUUGUUCAACUUUUGUUUUUCCUAAGGAAAUGACUUCCGCAUAUCAUCCUGUGAGCAGUUCUUCAGAGAAGUACCUUGAAAGUUAUACCUAUUUAACGUGAAACCCGUUAACUGGAGUAAUUAAAACUUUUAUUUUUCCAAUAAAUUCACUGAGUUAAUUAAGUUGGAGCUGGAAUUCUGAACUUUGUGCCUGGACUGUCUGAUUAGCUGAAAAAAAACGGGGAUAUCUAUUUAAAUCUCUCAGCUAAUUAGCUGGCUUGGCCUCUGACCUAAGACAGCGACAAACAAAUACCACAGGUUCAUAACUUGUAACGCAACUGCAAGAGAAACUCUUUAAAAGCUGCACAUUUGUGCGCCAUUGCUAUCAACAUAGCUUUGUCAGUAGCUAAUUCUUUCCGUGACGGCACCAGCUUGUGAAUUGCCAUCUCAUUUCACCUUGCAUGUGAGACGGCAAACGAAAUCCUCAAACAGUGUGAACUAAUUAAUAUGCCGGCUGUUACCAUGCAUAAAUUAUGGUCUUAUCACACGGGUUUUUCGUGGGAAUAUAUCUGUGAAUAGCCUGUUUUCUUCCACAUGUAAAUUUGUGCCUUACACCCUCAGUUGUGUAUAAUUGUGAGCUGUAGUAUGUAAAAAACCUUUUUCUUUUUCCCCUCGGAGUAAUGCAAAUAUUUAUUGGUCCUCCCUCCUCCGCGCCCGCUCGAGAACUGGAGCAAGGCAUUCGAAGAAGAAUGCGGCGGCUAUCAGCAUCACCCCACAACCGUUGCUAGACCAGGCCAGUGCCAUCCCCUCUGGGUCGGUUCCACUUUCCAGCCGUGCCAAGCCCUCUCCCCAGGGCACUCUCCCUCCGCGCUGCCUUGCAGCUCCGUGCCUCCCCCCACCCAGCGACCACUCUCGUGGCAGCAGAGGAGACACCAACACCUUGUCCUUGGGGACAGCGUUGUCAUCCAUCUGCAGACAGGCACCGGGGCAAGAGGGGCCGUGCCUGCAAGCAGCCCGGCAGCAUAUCCUGCAUCGCACCGGGCAUGCGGAGCUAAGCCGGGUGGGCAGACUCCUGCUGCAGCGACCUGCUGCUCCGGAAGGAUGCUGCAUGUACUCCCCUGGGGAAAAAAAAAAAAAAAAAAAAAAAAAAAAAAAAAAAAAAAACAACACAAAAAAAAAAAAAAACACAUUUUUGUUUGUUUGUUUUUUUUUCCUUUGUUUCUUUGGUGCGACUGUGCAUGUAGCUACGUGGGAGUGUGCGCGCGCACAGGUGUGUGCGUGUGUGUGUGCGCGCGCAGGCGUGUAAGUCCCUUUUCCACUCUUUCAGUUUAUGCAAAAAAGAAAGAAAAAAAGAAAAAAAAAAAAAAAGUAGAUGUGUUUUAAAUUUGUUACGAUAACUGUGUCAACAUACUGUAGACAAACGAUGGGGAUCGCUUCUAAGCUUUUUAUAUAUAUAUAUAUCUAUAUCUACUGAACAGUAUGUUUGAGUAAGGUGGUUGUUUCUGUUUCAAUUUGUUUUUUAAAAUUUUAUACUUCAAUUUGCUUUCCAGGAUUUUGGUUUUGUUUCUGAAUGACUGAAAAGACAGAUUCAAGUCCGUUAGCUUAUAGAUGGUAUAUAUAAAGUCUGAAUGGUUUAGACCAAAGUGUGUAACAAGGGUGCUUGCAUGUGAUUUCAUUUCAUCAUGGUUUCUUUUACGACACGGUUUUGUUCACCUUUAGUGAACUAUGCAGACUGGAUUAGGUAGAUCUGUAUCCAAAGCAAUGUUGUUGAUUUAAUAAAAGCAAACAGAAAAGAAGAACUUUAAAAACCAUAGGUAGCAAGGUCAUUUUUGGAAAGAACCGACUCACAGCCUUUUCACCAGGCUCCAAACCCCCCCCUCCCCCUCCCCCUUCCCCCCCGAGUACCAAAAUGCACAGGUCCAUUGCUAUGACUUGGCAGAGUCUUCUGUCAAAACACAGAAAUGAAUAAUCACAGCAACAGCUCGUAUGGCGAUCUGCCUUUGUAACAUACAUUGCAUCCGCUGCUCGUUUGACCUUGAAAUGCCCGUUUUGUACUCAAUGGAUUUUCUGUUCUCAUUCUCCUGCUUCACCCUUUCUUUCGAGGGGUUCAUAAGCCUAUGUGUGCCUUUGCUUUCCACCCUUGCUAUACACUGGUAGAUGCAACAGAUUCAGACUCUCAUUUGCUGUAAAGUUGUAGAGUAUUGUGAUGUCACCGGUUUCCCUUCAUUUCCACAUCCCCGUAACAUCAGAUUCACACCUUAAUGUACGUUGUAAAAAAGAAAAAGGAAAAAAAAAAAAAAAGAAAGAAAGAAAAUUAAAAGACAAAGAAAAAAAAAGAGAAGGAAGGAAAGAAGACGAAGAAAAGGGGAAACAAAAGUUCUUGAUUACUUAUGGUAAUAAAACCAGACUGUUCUACCUUAUUUCUUGUGCCCUACUUCCUUUGUUUCUGUGAGGAUCCAUCGUUUUUGUUAAAAUCAAGAAAGAAAACUGUUGUUUUCAGUCUCUAUCAGAAAAUAACUUGUCUUU
This is a messenger RNA of Lagopus leucura (white-tailed ptarmigan), 6767 nucleotides long. It is a transcript of the gene SEMA6A, whose product is annotated as semaphorin 6A. The coding region runs from base 528 to 3611 and encodes 1027 amino acids. Lineage: Eukaryota; Metazoa; Chordata; Aves; Galliformes; Phasianidae. The transcript is spliced from 19 exons. Gene Ontology annotation, biological process: negative chemotaxis; negative regulation of axon extension involved in axon guidance; semaphorin-plexin signaling pathway. Gene Ontology annotation, molecular function: chemorepellent activity; semaphorin receptor binding. The record is from RefSeq and is a predicted model, not a curated record.